Molecule: messenger RNA, 1697 nt
Organism: Prunus persica (peach)
Lineage: Eukaryota; Viridiplantae; Streptophyta; Magnoliopsida; Rosales; Rosaceae
Product: protein FAR1-RELATED SEQUENCE 5
Exons: 3
Coding region: 591-1196 (201 amino acids)
Source: RefSeq, a predicted model, not a curated record
UACCGAUUACAUUUUUAGCUAAUUACUAGAUGCUACCACAUUUUGACCCAAAAAAAGUUAUACCAUACAUAGGGGAGAAUAUAAACUAGAGGCAAUUGAAGUCAAUUUAUUGCAAGGCUUUAGAAAACAUUCCUUAUUUGAUUAUGAUAAGAAUUCUAUUUUUGGUCAAAUUAUGAUAAGAAUCAAAUGUAGCAAUCUCGAUAAUUUGUUAAACAUGCAUUAACGAGAUAACUUAUUUAACACGAUAUAUUUAUUAAAUGAGUCGAUGUUGGAUUGAGUAUUCUUGACACGUUUAUUAUCCUGACUUAUGGUAAGGAAUUUCAAUAAUUUGCCCUAAAAAACGAAAAUAAAUAUUAUUAUUUUGUUCUUUAAUAAAUUUUAGAACGUUGUUGUUUCGUUUUUUUUUUUUUUUGGUAUACUUGAAUAAGUUCCUAUGAUUUACCACGUGUGCGGUUCUUCUUACAUCAAACACUAUAAACAGUCUGAAAACUUCUCCAAGACACAGAACGAGUUGCUCCUUUUUCAUAACCCGAGUUCUCUCUCUCUGAUUCUAUCUUUCUACCACCUCACUGAAAGUCCUCUUGAAUUCCAUGGAGGUGCAAAUGGAUGAUCAGAAUGGGACAAUGUACACUUCUGAAGGAGGGGAAACAACUAUUGUUGAAGUUAGCACAAAUCAAGAACCAUAUGAGGGUAUGCUAUUUGAAUCAGAAGAUGCUGCCAGAGUAUUCUAUGAUGAUUAUGCCAGUCGCGUAGGAUUUUUGACCCGUGUUCUGUCAUCCCGGAAGUCUGAGCGUGAUGGGUCAAUAAUUUCUCGUGGACUUGGAUGUAGAGGGGUCUCUGAUAAUGGUAGAAAAGUAAUGCAGGAGUGUGCACAACGAGAAUUUUGCACAGCCAUGGUGUUGUUGAGGCAAGAGAAGCCUGGAAGUUGGGUUGUCAAGAAGUUUUUGAAGGACCAUAAUCAUCCGUUAGUGGUUCAAUCACAAAAGAGUCGCCGAACGCUUGAUGAGAAGGAUAAGAAAAUUCAGGAGUUAACUGCACAACUGCGAGUGAAGAAGCGGUUAAGUGCAGCAUAUAGAGAACAGCUACUUGCCUUUAUGAAGGAUGUUGAAGACCAUAACAAUCACCUAUCAAUAAAACUUCAAUCAGUCUUUGACAAUCUAAAAGUGCUUGAAGCUAAAACAGUAGGUUUUACAUGAUAGAUACUUUUCAGAAGUUGUGUGAGUAUAGUAAGUCAUUCAGUUGCCUUCAGUUCUAGUUAUGGCUUCAAUUUUGUUUCUCGAAUCGGAAAAUCUGGAUUGAGAUAAGUAGGAAAAUUAGGAUGCUUCUGAAUGCUGUCCUGCCUUUUACAAAGCAUUGAAAGUAAACGUAUAAGAUUGUGAUGGGGACAUGACCAAGUAGGGGUUGUGAGGAGAGCUGAUGAUUGAGCCAUGAGUAUGACAAAGGAGGCUCGUAUUAUGAACUUCUUUAAAUACCAGGAUCAAAGAAUUAAAUUUCCUGUUUUUCCUAAUUAAUUAGGAGAAAAUGGGGAGUUUUGUAGAAAUUGGUUGAACAAUGUAUUGACUUGAAAAGCCGCAUGGUUUUUUUUGUAGAAAGUAAACUGGAGCUUGAUGUUCUACGAUUUGAAUGUCAUGACUUAAAUCAUGGCAUGCCUAUUUUAUGAGUAGAUUGGCUUUUUGUUCAAUCUAGAGUUUGAUAUA